Messenger RNA from Orycteropus afer afer, 1422 nucleotides. RefSeq names its product POC1 centriolar protein B (gene POC1B). The transcript has 11 exons. Gene Ontology annotation, cellular component: ciliary basal body; centriole. Gene Ontology annotation, molecular function: protein binding. Gene Ontology annotation, biological process: cilium assembly. Bases 106 to 1422 code for a protein of 438 amino acids. Lineage: Eukaryota; Metazoa; Chordata; Mammalia; Tubulidentata; Orycteropodidae. The record is from RefSeq and is a predicted model, not a curated record.
CCCGUUUUGGAGCGUUAUUUUAAAGGCCACAAAGCUGCGAUCACCUCUGUGGACUUCAGCCCCAACUGCAAACAACUCGCUACUGCUUCUUGGGAUACAUUUCUCAUGCUAUGGAAUUUGAAGCCACAAGCUAGAGCUUUCAGAUUUGUGGGUCACAAGGAUGUGGUAACCAGCGUGCAGUUUUCUCCACUUGGAAACUUGUUGGCAUCUGCCUCACGAGACAGGACCGUUAGACUUUGGAUUCCUGAUAAGAAGGGGAAAUCCUCUGAAUUUAAAGCUCAUACUGCCCCAGUUCGCAGUGUCAACUUUUCGGCUGAUGGCCAGUUUUUAGCUACAGCUUCUGAAGACAAAUCUAUUAAAGUAUGGAACAUGUAUCGCCAGCGCUUCUUAUAUUCUUUGUACCGCCAUACACACUGGGUACGCUGUGCCAAAUUCUCACCUGAUGGAAGGCUAAUUGUAUCGUGUAGUGAGGAUAAAACUGUUAAAAUUUGGGACACUACAAAUAAGCAAUGUGUUAAUAGCUUCUCUGAUUCAGUAGGGUUUGCAAAUUUUGUGGAUUUUAACCCUAACGGUACAUGCAUAGCUUCAGCAGGUUCUGAUCAUACGGUGAAAAUCUGGGAUAUAAGAGUGAACAAAUUACUCCAACAUUAUCAAGUUCACAGCGGUGGAGUUAAUUGUUUAUCAUACCAUCCUUCUGGUAACUAUCUCAUCACUGCUUCAUCAGAUGGUACACUUAAGAUUCUGGAUCUCUUAGAAGGAAGGCUCAUAUAUACACUUCAAGGACAUACGGGACCUGUCUUUGCUGUGUCAUUUUCAAAAGGUGGGGAGCUGUUUACAUCAGGAGGUGCAGAUGCACAGGUCUUGUUGUGGAGGACCAACUUCGAUGAAUUGAAUUAUAAAGAUGUCAUCAAAAGAAAUCUGAAAAGAUUGCAUUUUGAUUCACCACCACAUCUUCUUGAUAUCUAUCCAAGAACACCACAUUCCCAUGAUGGAAAACUUGAGACUGUUGAAAUUAACCCAAAGCUAGAGGUAAUCGAUUUGCAGACUUCUAAUCCCCCUGUUGUGGACAUCCUUUCUUUUGAUUCUACCACUGUAAAAACAACAGAAACCACUGGUAGAACUCUACCAGACAAGAGUGAAGAGAUCAGCGGAUAUUUCUUGAACCCUUCGUUAGUGUCUUCAAACUGUUCACCAGCAACCCUGAAAAAGAAAACAGAAGACAUGAGUGACCUUCCCUACGAGAAUCAAAGAAGCAUACCAUUGGCUGUGACCGAUGCUUUAGAACAUAUUAUGGAACAGCUCAAUGUUUUGACACAGACUGUUUCAAUCUUGGAGCAGCGACUGACUUUGACCGAGGAUAAGCUGAAAGACUGCCUUGAAAAUCAGCAAAAGCUUUUCACAGUCUCCCAGCAGAGAAGUUGA